Molecule: messenger RNA, 1197 nt
Organism: Homalodisca vitripennis (glassy-winged sharpshooter)
Lineage: Eukaryota; Metazoa; Arthropoda; Insecta; Hemiptera; Cicadellidae
Product: piggyBac transposable element-derived protein 3-like
Exons: 1
Coding region: 1-1197 (398 amino acids)
Source: RefSeq, a predicted model, not a curated record
AUGGACCUCAUAGCUGAUUCAAUGCCACUGAAGAGAUUCGAAAAAAUUAAACGUUUCUUGCAUUUUGUGGACAAUGACAAAAUUCCUGAUGACAACAAAGAUUUUUUCAUCAAAGUUCGACCCGUGAUUGAAGCCCUUAAUGAAACAUUUCAAACAUGCAUGUCUCCCCCAGAAUUUCUUGCUGUAGACGAGGCCAUAAUUCCAUUCAAGGGUAGAUCAAGAGCUAAGCAGUACUUGAAGAAAAAACCCAAAAAGUGGGGUUUUAAAUCCUGGGUGCUAGCUGCUUCCAACGGAUAUGUCUGUAAGUUUGAAAUGUACCAGGGAAAGAGGCAAGAAUCUACGUCUGAUAUGGGUGUUAUAAGUGAUACUGUGUUGAGACUGUGUUCUCAUAUCAGUGGAAAAAAUCACAAAUUGUUUUUGGACAACCUGUUCACCAACUACAAAUUGCUCAAAAUAUUGAAAGGCAAAGGCAUUGAGGUUGUUGGCGUUUUUCGUAGUGACAGACUGUAUGGAGCAGAUGCAAGCUUGGAAGAACCCAAACAAUUUGGUAAAAUGAAAAGAGGCUCAAUGAAUGUUGUUACAUCUGAAGACAACAUAACAAUUGUCCAGUGGAAGGACACAGGAAUUGUUUAUGUUGGCUCAACGUUUGCGGGCAUACAGCCAACAGACCUAGUUAGAAGAUGGGACAAGACAGAAAAAAAACAUGUCAUGGUAGACCGUCCUUAUUGUGUACAAAUCUACAAUAAGUUUAUGGGAGGGGUUGACCUUAGUGACAGAAUGGUUGCCCACUACCCCCACUCUCUUAAAGGCAAACGCUUCUAUCUUAGAAUAUUUUUUUAUCUAAUGAAUGUUGCGGCAGUAAAUGCUUGGAUAAUUUUUAAGGAGAAAACCAACUCAAAGAUGCCUUUUGUAGAUUUUAAGGCCAGUAUUGCUAAUGCAAUGAUUCAAACAGCCUGCAACAAGAGAAAAGUUGGUAGGCCACCCUCCAUCACCCCGCCUUUGAAAAAAGAUGUCGCCCAGGAGUACUACAGGAUGUUCGGUUUGAUGGAAAAGACCACUAUCCUUUCAAAAGUAAUCCUGGCCGCUGCAGGGACAAAGCCUGCACGAGCAGAACCCGAUAUAAAUGUGGAAAGUGUGAUGUUCCUGUCUGCCCAGAAUGUAUGGAAAACUUUCAUAAAGCAAACUAAAACUGCAUAA